AUGGAUCACACAUGCAUUUCACGCGACACAUGUCAUCCCAUCUAUAAAAGAGAGAACACCCUGGCCAUACAAUUGAAAAAGAGGAAGAACCGAACAGCACCGGAGCAAAGGAAGAACGCCGCCGCGUGCAGACGACCCAGUCUAUUGCCCGUUGAGAUGGGCAUUUGGUUGUAUGAUGUGUUGAAUCUUUCAGGAAAACCCCUUAACUUAAAUAAUUCAUCGAACAGUUGGAGGUUGAACAACGUGACCAACACAAUUGAUAGAGUGACUGGGUAUUCGAACAAUUCUUGGUACUUCUCAUCAAACUAUCCAAAUGUAAAUAUCCAAGUCUACGAUGCUGGUUCUUGGAGAUUGACCAUUGAUGUUACACAGAACACUACGUUGAAGAGGUUAAGCGCAACAUGGGGCAUAACAAGGAAUUAUACGCGCUUUAACUUUAUUUUUCAAGACACUGUGAUUUGGUUUUAUUCCUCAAACCAUCCUCUCACGUUGGAUGGGAGGCAGCAACAGGGAUGGUAUCUGGAUGUUACUGAGGAAAACCUCAAAUGGGAGCCCUAUAACGUGGCUUCAUAGUAUGGUAUUUCAUGACCAUUAAUCCAGUUUUAAUUUGCAGUUUCAGCCUGACCAUUAAUUAAGUGUGUAAUAAAGCUUGAGGCAGAAAAACAUGUGGAAAUGUUUGCUUGGAGGCAUUAUGCUAUUAUAUAUAAUAAAAGGAAAAGAGGAACUAUGUUUAUUUCCA
Molecule: messenger RNA, 739 nt
Organism: Malania oleifera
Lineage: Eukaryota; Viridiplantae; Streptophyta; Magnoliopsida; Santalales; Ximeniaceae
Exons: 2
Coding region: 1-573 (190 amino acids)
Source: RefSeq, a predicted model, not a curated record